Molecule: messenger RNA, 3526 nt
Organism: Pogoniulus pusillus (Red-fronted tinkerbird)
Lineage: Eukaryota; Metazoa; Chordata; Aves; Piciformes; Lybiidae
Gene: CCM2
Product: CCM2 scaffold protein
Exons: 10
Coding region: 241-1602 (453 amino acids)
Biological process (GO): heart development; vasculogenesis
Source: RefSeq, a predicted model, not a curated record
GCGGCGCGGUGCGUGCCGGGAAGCCGCCGCCCAAGAUGGCGGCAGGAUUGAAAAGUUGUUGGUGGCGCUGAGCAGGCUCUGGGCCGGUCGGGAACGGGGUUAGCGCCCCCGGGCGGGUCAUGCUUGCUUCUGCCGGGCACUGAGGCCCCGUCGUUGGGCCUCGCCGCUCACCGGAGGCCGAGCGAGCACGGCCGCUGCGGGGAUGCCCCGGGGGGGGCCGGGGCCGCCGCCGCUGGAGACAUGGAGGAGGAGGGCAAGAAAGGCAAAAAGCCUGGAAUAGUGUCUCCUUUCAAACGAGUCUUCCUGAAGGGGGAGAAAGGGAGGGAUAAGAAAGCCCAGGAGAAGGUGACGGAGCGGCGGCCGCUGCACACCGUGGUGGUGUCCCUGCCCGACCGUGUCGAGCCUGACGUGCUGCUCAAUGACUACAUCGAGAAGGAAGUCAAGUAUUUAGGUCAACUCACCUCCAUCCCAGGGUACCUGAACCCCUCCAGCCGUACCGAGAUCCUGCAUUUGAUUGAUAAUGCAAAGAGAGCACACCAGCUCCCGGGGCAGCUGACCCAAGAACACGAUGCUGUCAUCAGCCUCUCUGCUUACAACAUCAAGCUGGUGUGGAGGGAUGGAGAAGAUCUCAUCCUCAGGGUCCCCAUCCAUGACAUUGCGUCCGUCUCCUACAUCCGAGAUGAUUCCUCUCACUUGGUUGUGCUGAAAACAGCUCAGGAUCCUGGGAUCUCCCCCAGCCAGAGCCUCUGUGCCGAGAGCUCCAAAGCGCUGACAUCAGGCUCGCUGUCCGAGAGCGGGGUGGUUCCUGUUGAAGCUUGCUGCUUGGUGGUCCUGGCCACAGAGAACAAAGUGACUGCUGAGGAGCUGUGCUCUCUUCUCAGCCAAGUCUUCCAGAUAGUUUACACCGAGUCCACCAUAGACUUCUUGGACAGAGCGAUCUUCGAUGGGGCCUCCACGCCGACGCGGCACAUGUCCCUGCACAGCGAUGACUCCUCUACAAAAGUGGAUGUGAAGGAACCUUAUGAAGCUGAAGCCAGCACUUUCUCCUUUCCAGAAACCAUGGAUGCAGGUGACAACUCCCCCUCUUCCUUCUCCACCCAGCAGUCUCCACACAUCAAGACAGUCAGCGAGAGUGAGCUGAGCACCACAGCCACUGAGCUGCUCCAGGACUACAUGAUGACGCUGCGGACGAAGCUCUCGUCCCAGGAGAUCCAGCAGUUCGCUAUGCUCCUGCACGAGUACCGCAACGGGGCCUCCAUCCACGAGUUCUGCAUCAACCUCAAGCAGCUCUACGGGGACAGCAGGAAGUUCCUGCUCUUAGGCCUGCGGCCCUUCAUCCCCGAGAAGGACAGCCAGCACUUCGAGAACUUCCUGGAGACCAUCGGGGUGAAGGACGGCCGCGGCAUCAUCACCGACAGCUUCGGCAGGUACCGCAGGACGCUCAGCACCGCCUCCACCUCCACCACCAACGGCAACGGCGCCGCGGGCAGCUCGGACGACCAGUCGGUGCCCUCAGAGGAGGACGAGUGGGACAGGAUGAUCUCCCACAUCAGCAACGACAUCGAGGCCCUGGGGUGCAGCAUGGACCGAGACUCCUCCUGAGAGGAGCUCCACAGCCGCCUGGAGAUGCCCAAAAGCAGGGGGCUGGUGGAGCUGGAGCAGGACCUGGCCCUUCCUCCGUCCUCCUUAACAGCUCCAGGUCACCUCACCCCUGCUGCUCUGGAUGACUCAGAGGCAGGAGCCUGACCUCCAGCCAGCCCUGCUUGGCUUUUGUUGGCUACAAGCCCAGGAGAUAGGGUGGCUCCAACUCUCUGCCUGGUUUACAGUUUUGCACAUGGUGUCCCUUCUGUAACUGAUCUCCUCCUUCUCCUCCUCUUCCUCCCCAUUUUUGAAUGAAGUUUACCACAAUGUGAAUUAUUUAAACCCAUUCUUGAUGUUCUUGAGAAACAUUUUGGCUCCAGACCCACAGGAGAAGCUGCUGGUGCUAUGGUGGUGGCCACAUUGUGAGCUUAGGCUGCUGCAAACCUUGUCCCCCUCUUUGAAUCUGCAGGACUCCACAAGUCCUCCCUACCACCCAUCUUGGAGCUGAUGGUGGUGGCUUCUGGAGGUCCCCAAGAGCCAUGCUGCCCACCAGUGCCAUGAGAACCUAGCCAGGACCUGCUGUGGGAGUUUCUAGUGAGUGGCAUGGAUGUGUUGUAGAUAUUUUACUUCUAAAGACUUAUUUUUCUAACCCAAGCCUCUGCCAGAGGAACACUCCCAAAGGUGAGGUCCUCUUUGUGGAGGACACCCACAAGGGGACCCCAGUUCUCCUAGAGAGCCACAUGUAGGAGGAAGGAUGGAGCUGGAGGGAUUGAACCCCAAAAGAAGGGAUGAGCCAGCCCCAAGCAGCACCUCAGGGUCCUUCAUGCUGUAAUGGAAACAUCCCAAGCUGGAGGUAUCCAGUGUGGGUGCUGCUGAGGAGGCCAGACACUGGCUCAGCACCCUGGGGACAUCCUGCUCUCUCCUGCACAUUCCUCUGCUCAUUGUCCCCAAAGCCUCCUCAGUGCCUUUAACCCUUCACCCCCCCCAGCAGCUCACAGCUUCACCAUGACCCUUACUGGUGUCUCACUAGCACUGGCCUCUUGGCUGUUCCACUCCAGCAGCCUUCACCCCUCCAUCCCCAGCCAUUCCUCACUUGCCCAGGACCACAUAUUCCAGCCCUUGGUACGACCCUGCAUGGAGCCACCAUCCCACCUGGGGUGGUCCCAGGCACCUCAAAUCCUCCUUCACCUUGAUUUGAGGGGUGAAGUCACACCAGAGGUGGGUGAGCAGCUCCCUGAGGACUCACCUGAGAGUGGAGACAACCCUUCCAACUUUGAGGAUGAUAAACUCCAAAGCAGGAGAUGGGGAGGUCUGAGUGGGUCUGCAAACCCAUGGAGGAGAGGGUUUGGCCAGGACAUCGCUAUCCUGGAGAACAUCACCUGGAAGAAAGCUGAGAUAGAGAACCUCAAGGUUUGCUUCUGCCAUGAGUUUUUCCACCAUCUGCCAAGGGAAGAUGGAGGUUUCAGCUCUAUUCCUUCUGUCUCCAGGAACUGGGGACCAAGAUUAUUCUUCCCCUUAAGCCUCAGAGGCCCCAAUGUGGUGUGGAGUUGGGACUGCUUGGGAGCUGGGGGUGGUUUUUAGUGCCUUUUGAUGAUUUGGAGAUGAAGAACCAAAAUUGCACCUGGCUGUUGGAGCUGAAGACUUCAGGAAGACACAGCUGUCCCUGUUUUGGGAUGAUUGUACAUGGAGAGCUGGAAACCUGGAGCCAGGACAGCACCUGGUGGGAUUGAGUUUCUGUUGCUUCAGCCAGAAACAGAACUUCGCUCUGGAAAGAAGCUGAUGGAGUAGCAAAGAUGGCAGCAGCUGAGGAGGUUCCAUUCCACCUCCAUAUUCUCAGCACCAGGGGACAUGGGGCAGGGUGGCCUUGGUGGCCCUGGGGAGGUUCUGGCUGUUGGCGCGUUCUGUACCGAGUCUUUGUUACAGGGAAAUAUAAUCCUGCAGCCCA